AUGUUUGGCUCUUCGAAUCCUUUUGCUAAGGCGGCUUCUUCGGGAAGCACCUUUCAAAAUUCUAGUGCCACGUUUGGCAAGCGGAUAUCGAAAGAAGACUCGGGAAACGAAGAAGAUGUGCCUCCCAAGCGAGCUUCUUUCGCUUCCGGGCUCGUUAGCAAUCCAUUUGCCAGUGUAGGCAAUCCAUCAUCAUCAACUUCAAGCUCAUCGUUUUCUGCGAAAGCUUCUUCCACCUUCGGUUCCAGUGCUACUGGUGGCCCAUCUGGGGGCUUUUCAUUCAAGCCAAGCGGUAGCUUCGGUACAGCGGGAGCGAAGGAGGUUAAAAAGGAAGCACCUUCGUCCGAUUUCACUUUCCGCCCAACAUCUAUAUUUGGAAGUAACGCGCCUGCAAAUGAUACCAUCGCCACUGAUACUUCAUCCUUCCUUGAGGAUCCUUCAAAGACGCCGCUGAAAUUCUCCACUGCCGGAAACGGGAAAAACAUCUUCAGUACUAAUCCGCAAACAACAAAAGCUGCAGAAGCAGCAUUUUCUGCGCCAUCCUCUUCGUCCUCGACCUUCAGCCUCAAGUCUACCGCCCCAGCCCAGAGCAAUCCUUUCGCCGCGAAGACGUCAUUUUCCGCUGGCCAACCAAGAACGGAUGUUCCCAAAGCAACAUCUUUCCAGUUGCGCAGCUCCUUCUCCGGCGCUGAAAGAACUAAAGCUGCGGCACAACAACCUGCCGAGAAGUUUGAUCCAGUUCAUACUUCUUCUAUUCUUCUAGUGAAAGACCUCGAUCCCAAAGUGUGCGUCAACAAAGACAUCAUGCGCGAUUUUGCUAAAAAUGUGCUAAAGCCACCUGGCCUGGAAAAAGUCGCUCCAGUUCCACUCAAGAAAGCGUUGAAGCUGUUCUUUCGUAACACCAAAGAUGCGGCAGACGCGCGAGCUAGGAUCGAGAACCAGUUUCCGUCGCUAAAAGUUCGCUUUGGGCGAGACAAGGGAGGAAAAGAGGAAAAAUCGUUGGAAUCUAUAUCUAGCGAGAAUGUCUUUUCUGUCCCCGAGUCCGACCCGUUUGGGAUGACAGGAUCCUCCGACGCUGCUUUUGACACAUUUGGAAGCUCCACGAACGCUGUAUAUGCCAAGCAACUGAAUGAGCAAAAGAAGCGACAGAUGGAAAAAUCAUCGGAGGAGGAGCUUCAACCAGUAAAGAUAACAAGAACUAUCGACAGAAAUGAACGAAGUAACUCACCGUUUGAUGCACCUGAAACAGCAGAAUCGGAUCCAAGAAAUAGAGGAAAUAUCUUUGGAAAGAAACCGUUGAACUCCGAAAUACAGUUGGAUUCUCCGGUGACUUCAUUUGGCCAGAAAACCAAGAACCGCGCUUCGCCCGAACCGUCUGGCUUUGCCUCGUUCUUGAAAUCCAGUAAAUCUAAAGCUGACGGAAGUAAACGCUCCCAAGCCGCGUCACUGGCGAAGAACCCAGACGCGAUUGAUAUUGACCUAGCCGAGAAGCGCUUCAAAAUUCUGGAAACGCGUGACAAAACCGUCCGUGAUGUGUUGAUACAGGAGUUGCGAGAAGGCGCGCAGGUUGGAAUCUGCGCCGAUCUCUGUCCGGAAAAAGAAAUCUAUCGACGAUGGACUCAGCAGGAUAUCUCCGUGUUGGAAAUGAACGAGCACGGACAAAUCGCUAUCGAAAAGUGCAUCAAGGUUUACCAGCGAUCCGCUGCAGAUACCGAAGAGUCCCUUCCGAACGAGUUGCGCCCAGCGAGCACGUUGCUCGAUUGCUGCUGGUAUUUUUGCUCCGAAGUUUGCACAGAAGAUGUCAUUGAGGAAAUUGGGGCUGAUGUUUGGUACGAUUUCAUGUGGAAGCGCACACGCGCUAUUCGAAAAGACAUUACGCAGCAGCACAUGUCUUGUUUGAAAACGGCGCAGGUGCUUGAAACCGUGGCGCGAUAUCACAUCUGGUGCUCGCAUAGCAUGGUUCUUGAAGACUUUUGGGACCAGCGGAUCAACGAUGAAAACUUGGAAAAGACGCUCACUUCAAUUGAGCACGUCUACCAGGACAUCUCCGUCCGAGGCCAGUACUCAGCUGCGGAGCCAGAGUUUCGCGCGUACAUGAUUUAUUUGAAUCUGAACGACUCGGGUGCUGUGAUGAAAUACCUUUCUCGUGUGCCCAUACGCUUCAAGACGCAUCCACUGAUCAAACGCGCCCGUCGCAUUGUUUCCGCUUAUAUGCUCAGGCACUAUGCCAUAUUUUGGAACGAGUUUAGCAAGUGCACGGCGCUGGAAGCCUCGAUCUUGCAUCGAUACAUGGGAAACGUGCGUUACCACGCGAUGCAAAUCUUGCGACGAGGCUACGCCAACAACGUUCUGCCUAUGGAGUGUUUCCAGAAAGCACUCUUUUUCAAGGCAAGUGAUCCUAAUUUUGAGACAUACAUGGCGGCGCACAAUGUCUUUCCGAACGACGAUGGCCUAGUCUCAAUCGUUGAAAUGGCAAAGAGUUUUGUUGCAGAGCCGGAAGUCCCUCUUCCCAAGUGGAAAUCGAAGCCAGCUGAUCUGGGGAAUCGAUUUGCACCUGAAGCCAUGGUCGUCGAGGAAUUACAAACCCUCUUCCUCCUUCCUCCCCGCUCCGAUCGGCUGAUAGAGAGCGCAAAUGACAUCAUUGAAAACGUCCGAGCCAAGCUUGAAGAGGACGCGCAAAAUAGAAGCGACAUGAUGGAAAACCUACCUGAGAAUAUCGCUGCUAGGGAGAUGGAAGAAGAGAUUACGAACGAUGUCGUCGACGGGCAAUUGCGCGAAAUCGCUUCCGGAGUGCGGAUCGAAGAAAAAGUCGUCGCUAAACAAAUCAACGACACUAUGAAUUUGAUAAUCGACGAUCACAUCGGUUGGGAAGUAACGCGUAUUUACAAAAAUAUGCUUCUCCAGGAGCGCUUGCGAGAAGAAGAGAUGAAGAACCAAAUCGCGGAAGAGAAGGAGCGUAUUCGCCAACUCAAGGAAGAGUGGAAAGAGCAAUUUCUGCAGCGAAGCAUUUCGAACAUGGUCGACCAUGCGAUCGGGAAUUUCAUCUCAUCGUUUGUUGAGGAAAAUGUAGACGAAGCAAUCGCCACUAGGAAUAGAGCCAUUUGCGAAAAUACGGCGCUUAUGGAAAGACAAAACAUUAUGGAAGAAGUUGUCGCCGAAGAUGUCAAGUUAAUGCUUCUUGAAGAAAUCGCGACAGUCAGGAGAGUGCAUAGAGAAAAAGUUGCUGCUGUCCGGCAAAGAAGACGCGAUCGAAUUUCGAAGCAAGCGGCCCUUUGGUGGCUUCGUCGGACCAGAAUUGCGAUUAGUAAACGUAAGGCUCGUGCUGCAACGCCCAGAAUAGGCAAACGAAACAUCUUAAAAGAAAUUUCUCAACAAAACGAGGAGUUUAUGAAAAUGACGAUUGAUCGAGCUCGGAGGAAUUGCAAGAAGGAAGUUAGACAGUCUCAUUUGUACGCGAUCGUUUACCCUGAUAUGGAUGUCUCAAAGUUUUACCUCGAGCAUUUGGUCGAGAACAUCAAUCCCCGGUUGAACAAUUUUGUCGCAAGUUUCUCGUUUUAUACGGAUGACAAAAAUGUCUACAACUAUUUGGAAAAGAAAUUCCCUACUUCUGGCAUUCUUGGAACCCGUUCAAAAUUCAUCUAUCUCGAGCUUGCAAACUCUGGGCCUCAAGAGGGUCUUGUUUUCGACGAAGAAGUAUACUUUGGAACGUCGAGCAAAGCUGAUAUCGUCGUCGACUUUAGCAACGAGGAGGAAACGAACUUGAAUAUUGAGUCGCAUCUGACUGAUAUCCUUCUUUCCACAAAGCCCAAGAAUUUCACCAGAAUGCCUUAUGUCAAGCUUCUCGAACGAGUCAUUGUCGAUACUGACAGUGGACUGAGAUGCAUGGACGGUUUGGUAAAAGGAUACAGCCACGUCCGCAUCAAUCAAAAGCCAGAAGUUGUCCUUGCCUGGUACAACAACCUAAUUGAGCAGAUGAUCCGACGAAUGAGCAUGGAUGGGCUCGAUCUCCACUACCCUCAGCGACUUGUUGAAACAGGCCUUGUGUUUGGCCCCACAAUUUCUUCGCGACACAUUUCAAUUUUAAAAGAUUUGAAACUCCCGCCAAUCAGCCUUGAUAGCAGUGCGAAAAAGCGCGAUCCAGAAUCGUGCCUCAGCGUCGUUUGGAAAUACCUUGAAAAGAACAAGCUAUUUACAACAACGCUGCAGGUCCAAAUCUCCCGUGUUCUCAAUCGUAAAUUCAACGAUGAUAAUCAGGAAGAAGGCUUCGAGAAAGAAAAGAUCUUCCCUUGGUCAGAUAUCAUUUCGAAAAUCGUCGAGAGUAAACUGAUGCGACUGCACUUCGUCAAAGAAGGGCGGGAGAGUGUGACGGUCGACGAUCGUCUUUUCAGAAAAUAUCAACCCUUGCCUUUAGUAAGGAAAGAGUUAAAGCGAAUCGAGAGAAAGUCGCCGAAAAUGCCCAAAAAGUACGGCUUCCACAAGCCCCGGGAACUAGAAGCGGCAGCUCCUCCCGCUGUCGAAAAAACUACCAGUAAAAAUUCUAUACAAUCAUCUACGAACUCGGCGGAUCUCUUCGCAAAAAGUGACUCGGAAAGAAUGGAUACGUCUGUCGAUGAAAUGAAAACAGCCGUUACGAUUGAAACGCUUUUUAAGGGCGUUGAGUCUAAAUUCGAGGAUGAGAUCUCGAGGAGCAAGCAAACCCUUGUUGAUGCGAAGGGGACUAUUGCCACACUCAAGAAAGACUUCGAGCGCUUCCAAGAAAUGGAGACAUUGCGAGCAAUGGUGCAGUCGAAACCACGACCGAAAGAUCUGACGUUCAUGGAGCACGAGAAAAAGAUCCUUCAAGCUGAGCUCGACACUAAACUCACCGAGAUCGAGCUAAUGGUUGCGAUUUCUAAGAAACACCGGGAUAAAAUCAAAGAAGAGUACGAAAAUAUGGAACCUGAAGAAGUCAACUUUGACCCGUCGGACAUGAUCGACCUUGAGGAGCCAGAUAACGAGCCGAUCGAUUUUGAGCCUUCGGAUAUGUCUGAUGUUUUCUCUAAAGGACCAACCGAUCUGAACGAGGGCAUGUCGGCUUCCGACGCUGCUCAAAGUAAUGAUGGUCUCUUCGCUGGCGAUAGUCGCGAUUCUUUCAAGCCAUCGCGAGACAAAACCGCCGGAAUGGCUGUUUCGGAUGACGAAUGUAGUGCCGCACCAGGACGUAUUUACGAUAAUCCUCUAAUUUCUGGGCCGAAAAAACGACUUGAUGAAGACGAGAGUAGAAUGGCACUUUCAGAAUCAGAGAGUGAUUCUGAGCGCGAUAAUAGGAACACUGCCGAGCAGGACGAGCCUGGACCUUCCUCACAAGUAGACGAUGAUGAGCAAGAUCUAUGGGCUCAGUUUCCUUCCCAAAAAACGAUGAACUACUUAGUCCUCGGAAAGAGUGGGUCUAUGCGCCUGUCCUGGCUCCUGAUAGCCAAGAACAGCCACACCCUGACAUACCAAAGCCCUGGGAUCCUGAAAUGA
Messenger RNA from Oikopleura dioica, 5502 nucleotides. The record is from the annotation of a GenBank genome assembly. NCBI's taxonomy places the organism in Eukaryota, Metazoa, Chordata, Appendicularia, Copelata, Oikopleuridae.